Diorhabda carinulata is the source of this 2187-nucleotide messenger RNA. RefSeq names its product lethal(3)malignant brain tumor-like protein 3 (gene Samuel). Bases 368 to 1495 code for a protein of 375 amino acids. The transcript has 6 exons. Gene Ontology annotation, molecular function: protein binding. NCBI's taxonomy places the organism in Eukaryota, Metazoa, Arthropoda, Insecta, Coleoptera, Chrysomelidae. The record is from RefSeq and is a predicted model, not a curated record. Gene Ontology annotation, cellular component: PRC1 complex.
AGUCGAAUCACGGUAGUCCAUGGAUUGGCACGAUUGGCCGCUGUUUUAAACGUUUGGUGCGUGCGCUGCUAAAAUUUGCGAUCGGAAUAGUUUUUAAAUGUUAUGUGGCGCAUUUUACACAGAAUUUUCUGUGACAAUUAAGUAUUAAGACGGCCAACUCAUUAAAACCAAGCAGUGACUCUUAAUGGCAACAAAGCUGGGAACUGCACACGAGUGGUAAUAUUUAAGCGCGUCUUUCGUGGUUAUAACUAAAAUUUUUACGUUCAGUUUACUUAUUGAGAAUUUAUGUAUGACCAGUGAAGUGACAAAUAAGAUUAUGUCAGUGUCGUCAACUAACUAAUUCCGGAUAUUUAAAAAUUUCUGAGAAAUGGACACUGAAAGUCCUGUUAUUUGGCCUGCAUGGUGUUAUUCAGGAGAAGCAACUUCCCCCACUGACACUUUUGAAACCAAUUCCCUACUACAUUCAACAAAACCAGUUCGUAGAAAGAGAAUGGAUCGUACGGUUAAUAAUAAUGGUCCUAUCUCUACUCCAUUAUCUGCAUCUACAGAUUUUGUACUACACAAUAAUAAUCAACUCAAGAACGAAAGACUGAGCCCCGGUACACCAGACACGUCAAGUAGAUCCAGAUCCGUCACGCCUAGCUCUGCCUCACAUCCUGAUACACCCCCUGCCCAGGAAAAUCCUUUAUUAGGUGGAAGGAAUUACAGCGAUUUCAUGAGAAGUUUGGCAGCGAAAUAUAAUAAUGCAAACCCAAACGAUUAUUUCAACGCAACAAGGAAUGGUUUUCCUCCACCCAUUGAUCAAAGGUUUAAGCCGGUAUUCUCAAACCUACUUCCAAUUAAUUCACAAAAUAAAGAAAAUGAUGCUAACAAUAAAAGGUCAGAUUUCCCAGUGAUGAACCCUUUUAGCAGCGUUACUGGUGCCGCUAUGUUUCCGCCCUUAAUUGACAUGUCGACAACACAAACAUUAUUAGCAAUGGUAAGAACCGCCAAAGAAGCUGAAAUACAGGGUUUAUUGAAAAAUGUGAAACGUCCAGACUCAUCGUCCCCGCUUGAUCUCUCCGCCGCUGCCCCUCCCCCGAAAAGGCCACGAUUAAAAAUUUCUCAAGGAAGUAGUCCAACAGGUGCUGGUGGUGCUACACCAACAAUUCCAAAAAGGUCAGAAAGUGAAAGUCCCAAGUUACAUGAAGACAUAUCAAACUGGUCCGUUGAAGAUGUGUGCAGCUUUAUAUCCGGAAUUGAUAUUUGUUCAGAAUAUACACAGACGUUUCGAGAUGAACGAAUAGAUGGCAGCGGUCUACCACUUCUCACCGAAGAACAUCUAACGAAUACAAUGAAUAUGAAACUGGGUCCAGCUUUAAAACUUCGCUCAAUAUUAGCGAAAAAACUUGGUUCCUGUAGUGUUUGUUUGCAUUGCAGUCAUUGUCAUAAUUCCGGAUCACCUGAACCGAGCAAUACCGCAGGAAAUACAUCAGAUUCUGGAGGAGCAUCUUGAAUACUAAACGUGAUUUUCAUGUAUUAAAGGUUCUGCAUUUUGUAAGAGGAAAUAUGUGAUGAUAAAUUAAUGAUAGUACUAUUGUACAAUGUUUAUAUGUAAAUUUAUAUUGAAAUUUCAUUCAGUAUUUACAAUUGUGGAGCAAGAAUAUUUGUAUAUUGGAACCUUAUUAGUGCAAGAAAUUUUUAUUAUUAAAAUUUGUUACUUCAUAUUAAAUUAUACGGAAACAUAAGUGUAAUAUUAUAACAUAUAUGUAUAUAUACGUUUUCACCACUUUAUUCUUUAUUUUUCCAAAAGUAUGAAACAGCUUUUUCUUGAAAAAUUUAUUUCAGCAGUUUAGAUCAUAAUAUUUAUUAAUUGUUGUAAAAGUGAUGCAAUGUUUUCAGCAAAUUUAUAACGUUAUUUAUAUAUAGGAUGUAGAUAUUCAACUAGCUCAAUACAAACGAAUUUUUGUAAAAAAGCUCACAAUAGUUAUAUUAUAUCUAAGCUAUCGAAACUAAGUCAAUUUAUAUCAUGUUUUGAAUUUAUUGUUACAGUGAAUUCGUUUUUUACACCAGAAAAAUUAUACAACAUAUUUUAAUUGUAUUGACAUUUAUUUUACUUUAUGUCAUGAAACUACAAUCAAAGAACAUUUAUACAGAAGGUGUAUAUUAUAUAUGUAAAUACAGGAUUAAAAUUAAUUUAAAUUGAAA